AUGGUCAAGAUCAGCCUCAACCAGAUACCCUCUUACCAGGAGUACAAGGCGAUCGAGCACCGACCUGAGUGGCUCGGGAAGUGGCCGAUGGACGAUGACGGCGAGUACUUGCUAGGGCCCGGAGAACUGAUGUGCCGUGCGAUGAUCAACGGCCGUCUUUGCGCCACCACGAAAGCUUUCUCGUGUGUGAAGACGUUGAAGAUGCAUGUCGGCCGCCACGACGGGGUCAAGUUCAAGGCCCCCGCGCAGGGAGACAUGAGUAUCCGUUCCGCAGACGAGACUGCUGGGUACUACAACAAGAUGUCCAAACACCGGCAGGCCAUGGAGGGCAAGGGGCAGGGUGAUGACGGCUUCGAGAUGUUUCUCGAGCAUCCGGUUAUCCGCAUUCGACCACAGGCGGCCCGUGCAAUUCCCCCCUUGCCCGGACCCCUUGACGCCGACGACGCCGACGAUGACAAUGGCGACGAUGACGAUGGCGACGAUGACGAUGAAGAAGACGACGACGACGCCGCUAUCACGAAGUACCAGGCCUACUUCGACGCGGACUUGGGAAUGAAGUUUGAGCAUCCUGCUCUGCCCAAAGAGGGCGUCACCUUCGAGCAGCUGCAUCUUCUGCAGGCCAAGCGCCGAAACAAGAUCCUCGAUGAUCUCGACCGGGCGGCCGCCCAGGAACGCGGCCAGCUUGGAGCGAGCAUAGCCGCCAAGGCUACGGUGAAGCAGGAGGUUGUAUCGACCGAUGACGAUGACGACAGCGAGGACGAUGAGCUUCCCGAGAAGUGCAAGGGACCGGAGAAGAGCCAGGGUCACAAGCGACAUGGCGAGAAGGGCCCCGCCAAGGCGUCCAAGAAGCCGAAGACCGAGAACUAG
Messenger RNA from Anthostomella pinea, 867 nucleotides. The record is from the annotation of a GenBank genome assembly. Lineage: Eukaryota; Fungi; Ascomycota; Sordariomycetes; Xylariales; Xylariaceae.